Messenger RNA from Fibroporia radiculosa, 729 nucleotides. RefSeq lists its product as uncharacterized. Gene Ontology annotation, molecular function: proton transmembrane transporter activity. The transcript has 6 exons. Lineage: Eukaryota; Fungi; Basidiomycota; Agaricomycetes; Polyporales; Fibroporiaceae. The record is from RefSeq and is a predicted model, not a curated record. Gene Ontology annotation, biological process: proton motive force-driven ATP synthesis. Bases 1 to 729 code for a protein of 242 amino acids.
AUGGCGUCCAGAAUUGCCGUUAACUCUCUGAGGGCAUCAGCAUCGAGGGUGCGACCUCAAACGGUCGCCUCUAUUCCUCGAGCCCUCGCAGCUCGAGGCAUGGCGAGCUCCUCCAACCCACCACCCGCCGAGCGCGCGUCGGAGCUGAUCAACAAGGUUCCUUCCUCCCCUGGUCUCAUCACCAAAACCGGCACAGUUAUCCUCAGUACCGGCCUUCUGGCAACCGCCAUAUCGCAGGAGCUCUAUGUCGUGAAUGAGGAAUCCGUCAUCGCGGCUGGCUUUUUCAUCCUCCUUACGUUCAUUGCCAAGAGCAUACGAGAGCCUUAUCGUGACUGGGCCGAGGGCCACAUUCAGCGUAUCAAGGGCAUCCUCGACAAGUCGCGUUCGGAGCACACGCAGGUUGUGAAGGACCGCAUUGCGUCUGUUGAGCAGAUGAAGGAUGUUGUCUCUGUUACUGAGGGUCUUUUCGCUCUAUCCAAGGAAACAGCGCAGCUUGAAUCGGAGGCUUUCGUGCAACGUCAGAAGGUCUUCCUUGCGUCGGAGGUGAAGUCGGUUCUGGAUAGCUGGGUGCGUUUUGAGCAGCAACAGAAGGAGAGCGAGCAAGCCGAGCUUGCAAAGACUGUCAUCGCGAACGUGUUGAAAAACAUCAAUGAUGACAAGACGCAGAAGGAAAUCUUGACUAGUGCCGUAGCGGAAGUUGAGCAGCUUGUCAAGAGCAAGGCUAUCUAG